Pleuronectes platessa (European plaice) is the source of this 1647-nucleotide messenger RNA. RefSeq lists its product as uncharacterized. NCBI's taxonomy places the organism in Eukaryota, Metazoa, Chordata, Actinopteri, Pleuronectiformes, Pleuronectidae. The record is from RefSeq and is a predicted model, not a curated record. The transcript is spliced from 7 exons. Bases 15 to 1175 code for a protein of 386 amino acids.
GCGUGAGUCGCUCCAUGAAGGACAAAGUGACCAAGCCCACCGCCAUGGCUCAGGGCCGCGUCGCUCACAUGAUCGAGUGGCAGAGCUGGGGCAAACCAACCGCCGGGCCGCUGGGGGGCACGGGACACACCAACCUGCAGAGGGAGAAGAUGAGGAGGCUGGAGAACGACGCCUACAGCGACCUCAGCGACGGCGAGAAGGAGGCGCGCUUUGCUGCAGGCAUCAUGCAGCAGUUUGCCAUCUCCGAGGCCACCCUGUUCGGAUGGACCUCCAUGGACGGGGAGAGUCUGGGCGCCGGCUCCAACCAGGGCAGCGUGGCUCACCUGAGCGAGGUGAACCAGGAGAGCAUCACCAGCAGAGACCAGGUGCUGCACCGCUCCGCUGCAGACGUGUGGCCUCACACCUACGUCUCACAGGGCCUGUAUUGCCUGUCGUCCUCAGAUGCCUGGGACCCGAUCACCAGCCAGCCCUCGGGCGUGGCCUCCCCCGCUGCCGGCUCGUACAUCAUGGCUGCCGGUGGCAGCAACGGAGUGGGAGGAACGCCCAGCGACGGGUUCGAGGGCUCGGUCGGGAGCUUCAUCCAGCAGCACCAGGCUCAGCUGGCCCUGCAGCAGCACAGCCAGCUGCAGCACCUCCAGCAGCUGCACCACUACCAGCAGCAGAUCCUGCAGUACCAGCAGCAGCAGACGAUGGAGCACCGGCUACACAGCGGCUCCCCCUCCCUCCAGGCCACGCCCAACAGCACCAUCCACAGCCUCUGCCCCCCCACCCACCCCCGCCUCGCCGACCUGUGGGGGGCGGCGCAGGUGGACAUGGCUGGGCAGCUGAGUGGACUGAUGGCUGAACUGGUCGGAGGACUGGUGGAGACGGUCGGGGAGGAGCCCGAGCUCGAGUCCGAAGACUUCAUGGAGCAGUACGAAGAGGAAGAGGAGGAGCUGACGAAGGUUCAAGAGGUCACGUUGACCUUGGAGCCGGAGCGCUACACCCUGAGCCCGUCCCCGCUGAGGGAGGACGUCCACUCGACCAGAGGUUCAAGUCCCGGACUCUCAGCGCAGAGCAUCGAGUUCAUGAGGCCCAGGAAACCCUUCGAGGUCACGCCCUGUGUCGUCCAGUCACUGGAGGAGAAGGACGAGGAGGCGGAGGAGGGCUCGGUCGUGUUCGUGGCGACCAACUGAAUCAUUUGAUCACAAACUGACAAUAACAGGAAAUAAAGACUCCAAUAAUCAAUCAAUCAAGCUAUUGUCCCAACCCCCUCCCACCUAUUUACCCACUUUGAGUCAGAGCAGCUGGGAGAAGACUUCUUUCAGAUGGAAACGUUGGAUGUAAUGUAAACAGACUUGAAGCCAAGAAGCCCCAAAGGUCAACGAGGGACAUGUGGAAUAUAACAAAAUGAGAGGAUGAACUAAUAAACUCUGUGGCCGGUUACGAACUCAGAUUCAGUGACUUCUGAAUGACCCCAUGUGAGGAGGAGAUUGAUUCUCGGGUCGACUCCGGGAUCAGAAGCCGAACAGGCGGAUGUGAAGACAGGGCCUAGCUUAGAAACAAUUCAGUGCAAUACAACCAACACGGACACGACCAGACGCUGGGUCAAACAGUUCUUUGCAAAUAACCCGGAGUGCAGCAGAAGUGUGUGUGUGUGUGUGUGUG